Molecule: messenger RNA, 3748 nt
Organism: Pygocentrus nattereri (red-bellied piranha)
Lineage: Eukaryota; Metazoa; Chordata; Actinopteri; Characiformes; Serrasalmidae
Gene: tub
Product: TUB bipartite transcription factor
Exons: 12
Coding region: 1221-2750 (509 amino acids)
Biological process (GO): protein localization to cilium
Cellular component (GO): cilium
Source: RefSeq, a predicted model, not a curated record
UAUUCAUAACCAUUUCACAAUCACUUCCAGUAAGGUAGCUAUUAGAACCAUUACAUUCUUCUCUAGAAUGACGUACGUCAUAUAGAAAAUAUAUGAAUAACAUUGAAAGGCAUAACACAACUGCUAUGUGGAGAAAUGUUUUUUACAGUAUAUGCUGUCCAUGCCAUGCAAGCCUCCUACUACUGAUGCAGUCUUGGAAAAUAUUGCCUCUAAUCUCUGCCGUGGUCAUGAAUGAAUGAUUCUACGCAUGAAAUCAGAAUUGUUCAGUACAGGGUUUCUACCAUCUGCCCCAGAGGCAGUAUGUUCUGAUGCAUCUGAAAGACGAUGAACUCAGCAUCUCAUUAAGUGGACUGAGGAUCGGGAAGAUCACACAGGGAGAGUUUAAACAAUGCGCGGAUGGUGUGCCUUUGUUUGGUUUCGGGCUAUAUCAAAUACAAUUACGACCGUGCCGCUCUGUCCCAUGCUAAUGAAGCCCGCGCUGAAUAAACGGAUGAAUAAAUAAUGGCCCAGGAAAUGCGUUUGAGGCUCGAAUGUGCUGCCAGUGUCUUCACAGAGUCUAGGGUACGUGUUUCUGCUUGUAUGUUUGGAAGAAAUGACAAGGCUAGAUCAGCACGGCAGCUGACAUCAAAGCAGACAGAUAAUAGAGAUUCUCCGUGUUACAUAUUUUCUCCUCCUUGAGGGCUCUGUGUAAGGUUAUGGUACCUUAGACAGGGACAGAGAGAGAGGUGAAGAGGGAGGGAGCCGUGGGUUAGAGAUACAGACAGAGAGAAUACAAGGCAGCCAGUCAGAGAGAGCAUACAAACAGGAGAACGAGCACACGCAAGCAAGGGGGGGGGGGAGAGAGACAGAGAGAGCAUAGGCAGCUGCACAGAGGUGGGUCUGAGGCAGAAAGAGCGGGAGAGCGACAGAUAGAAAAGGGACACGGAGCAAGAGAAGCAAGAAGAGAGGGCGAACGAGCAGCAGAUAAAGAGAAGUGAGGGAGCAUAGAUGCAGCCGCCUCGAUUCCAUGAUGCCUGAGUGACGGCACUGGGAGAAGUAGCAGUAGAGCUGACAGCCAGGAUCAGGCUGCCAGUCACACACACUCGGAGAGGCUGGAGUCUAGCUGACUGAGCCGGCUGUGCGUUCAGACGAUGGAUGGAUGGAUGGAUGGAUCGCCACUGUCGUCCUACGCUCUGCCUCAGCCCUCCCCAGAACAGUGAGGCCUCUUAGCACCGGGAGAUAUGAGCUCCAAACACUCUUCGGACUGGAUCCCUUACAGCACCUUGGAUGAUGAGGGCAGCAACCUGCGCCAGCAGAAGCUGGAUAGGCAGCGAGCUCUCCUGGAGCAGAAGCAGAAGAAGAAACGGCAGGAGCCACUGAUGGUGCAGUCAAAUCUGGAGGGGCGCUCACGGACCAGGAGGACCAGGCAGUCUGAGGAGCAGGCUCCGCUUGUAGAGUCCUACCUAAGCAGCAACAGCAGCACCAUCUAUCAUGUACAAGAAGCCGAGCAGGAGGAGGUCAAGGCUGUAGCAGAGGUUCAGGCUCCUCGCUCGGCUAAAAAAACCAAGCCUCCCACAUCAACCCCGCAGACGGGCAGCGCCAAGAAGGAGAAAAAGGGCAAGCACAAAGGGAUUGAUGGCCCAGCUGCCUUCCAGGAUGAAAGCCAGGACCUGGGCAGCCAGAUUCAGAUCCUAACGGUGGGCCACUCUCCUGCCCAGGAGGGUGAGGCUGAGGGCCAGGGCCAGGGGCAGGGCCAGGUUGAGGCGGUCAGCAGCAUGCAAGCCCAGGGCAAGCAGGACCUCCGGGUCACCAUGCUGAAGAAAGGAAUCUCCAGUAGCAUGAAUUUUGAUGAAGAAGAGGAUGACGAAGAUGAAGUCAGCUCGAGUUCCUCUCAACUCAACAGCAACACCAGACCAGGCUCCGCCACCAGCAAAAAGUCCAGUAAGGAGGCUGCCUCCGCUUCUACUCCUGUGGCCAAUGAGCCACCCAUUGAUGUGGGUGAUCUGGAGGAGUUCACUCUGAGGCCAGCCCCACAGGGUGUGACGAUCAAAUGCAGGAUCACGCGGGAUAAGAAGGGCAUGGACAGGGGCAUGUACCCCACCUACUACCUCCAUCUCGAAAGGGAAGACGGUAAAAAGGUGUUCCUUUUAGCCGGGAGAAAGAGAAAGAAGAGCAAAACAUCUAAUUACCUCAUCUCCAUCGAUCCCACUGACCUGUCUAGAGGUGGCGAGAGCUUCAUUGGGAAACUAAGAUCAAACCUCAUGGGGACCAAGUUUACAGUGUAUGACAAUGGAACGAACCCAGUGAAGACCACCUCUAGCCUGGAGGCCAGCAACCUGCGUCAGGAGCUGGCAGCUAUCUGCUAUGAGACCAACGUUUUAGGCUUCAAAGGACCUCGUAAGAUGAGCGUCAUCAUUCCUGGAAUGAACAUGGAUCACGAAAGGGUCUGCAUUAGACCACGAAAUGAGCACGAAUCUCUGCUGGCCCGCUGGCAGAACAAGAGCACAGAGAGUGUGAUCGAGCUGCACAACAAGACGCCGGUGUGGAACGACGAUACCCAGUCAUACGUCCUCAACUUUCAUGGCAGGGUCACCCAAGCCUCUGUCAAGAAUUUCCAGAUCAUUCACGACAAUGACCCGGAUUACAUCGUGAUGCAGUUCGGUCGAGUGGCUGAGGACGUCUUCACUAUGGACUUCAACUAUCCCAUGUGUGCUCUGCAGGCCUUUGCUAUUGCUCUGUCCAGCUUUGACAGCAAGCUGGCCUGUGAGUAGCAGCCAGCCUGUGUGCUCAGAAGCCCGGGUAAAAGACCCAGCGAAGAUCACUGGACAACCAAAUCACCCAACAAGGGCUGUAGUGACUCCCUGUCUCAAAUCUCCUUCUGGGAGCUCAUGACCUGCCUAGACGGUGUGUUGUAUGUAUGUGCGAUGUUCUGUCUGCUCUCCAAAUAAAGGGAUCACCAUCCACAGGUGGGGGGGGCACAAAGACUAAACCACUGUUACUUGUUUUUAACAGAUUACUGUGUCAAUGAGGUUUUACACAUGCAUUUGUAUUGGCAAUGAGAUCUUUCCAUUGCCUUAAUCUGAAGUACGGCAAUUUGCUCAUUAACACUAACAUGUUCCACGUUCCACGUUAAAAGGUUUGUUGGGAAUUUCUUUAAUCUUUUCACAACAGUAACCUUCCUUACAAAGUCUAACAACAUCACUUUUAACAAUAUUUUAAAGUCACUCCACACAGCAGCCUAACAGUAACUACCAGUACUUAUUUUCAUUUUGAAUAUUUAUAUGUUGAUGUUUUCCUUAUUAUACUGAUUUUUGUAAAGUGAUAUUGAAUGGCACACAGUGUCACAUUUGGCUUAGCAUCAGAUGUGUGGAAGCCAUCUGUUUAUGACUAAUGUCAGACCUGCAAUGUAUCAGUUAUACAUGCUUCACGAGGGCUCCAUGAUUUUUAACGUUAAUAAUUUUAUGUAUUUAUGUUUUUAUUUAUCUAUUUAUGGAUCACCAUGCCACAUGCUGUUUUAAUUUUAUUCAGUGCCCAUUGGAUAUAGCUUGUAGCACCCCAAGCACAAAACUGGCCAUUCCAUUUCACUUAGGGAAUGAAAUAAUGUUUUUUUUUUUUUAUUACACAUGAACAUAAUGCUCUGCAUCAUCUAGUAGAGUGCAUUAUCAUCUCAAGCAUACUGACCCACUACUAUAUGGUAGGGGAAUGUACUGAAUGGUGCACUUUAUCCAGAGUUUUAUGGUAGGAAGCUGUAAAUAUUGUGCCUUUGGGG